AUGAAUUCACCAGAAAAGGAUGCACCUCAAGAGGAGAAGGAACUCAAGGACAUUGCAUGGCUGUGCGGAUUGUUCGCAUUGUUUUCUGCCUUGCUGCUCAGGUACUUUACCAUGACCACAUCAAUGCUUUUUCCAUUAGCAGUCUUGGCUUUCCACCAGUUCUAUUGGCGAAGACGGAAUCUACCUCCUGGACCACUUCCUCUUCCACUGAUUGGAAACACCUUAUCGGUAGGUUUGAGAAGAGGGUCAACUGCCUUGAUUUUUUUGCCCAUAUUGUGCGGGCGUGUGUACUCGGCGCUCAUGCCCAAGUCCUAUGCAAUAGAAUCGCGCGAAGGUAAGGAUAAUUUCCGCCAAGUGAAGUUGAUUUUUGUCGACUUGUAG
Molecule: messenger RNA, 381 nt
Organism: Cooperia oncophora
Lineage: Eukaryota; Metazoa; Nematoda; Chromadorea; Rhabditida; Trichostrongylidae
Source: the annotation of a GenBank genome assembly